CGGAAGGUUCUGUAACUAGGCACACGAAAGCAACGUAGUCAUGACGACUCCAAAGCCACUGGUCUUCUACGACCUGGCUGGUAAAGAAGCUGAAAUGCCAUGGUCUCCGAACACGUUCAAGACUAGAUACUGCCUGAGCUACAAGUGCAUUGCGUUCGUCACCAUAUGGGUAGAAUACCCCGACAUCCAGAUGGUCGUCAGAGCUAAAGGCGGCAAGUCGACGCUCAACAUCAACGGACGCAACAUCUGGACCCUGCCCGCCCUCCUCGAUCCCAACACGAGCCUCUUCAUCUCCGGCUCCCUCCAGAUCGCCGAAUACCUCGAGUUUCGGUAUCCCGAUCUCCCGGCGCUAUUCCCCAACGACUCCAUCGCCCUGCAGGUCGUCUUCGCGAAGACGUUCGAUGACAUGAUCGAGCCGCGACUAUCGGCGCUCAACGCGGUCUUGGGCGCGGAAUGGCUGACGUCCGACAGCAAGUGGUUCUUCAUGAAGUCGCGGGCGGAGCGAUUCGGGAAGCCGUGGAAGGAGAUAUGUUCGCUCGGCAGCGAGGAGCGCGACGCGGCAUGGAAGGCGUUCGAGGAGACCCUGGGCCUCGUGGACGAGUGGUACCAGCGGAGCGGCGGGCGGUUUAUCCUGGGCGAUGUGCCGUCGUACGCGGACUUUGCGGUCGCGGCGAGGCUGAAGUGGUUCCAGACGGUGCGGCGCAAGUCGACCGAUCCGGGCGACCCGGUGGAUUGGAAUACGGUGUGUUCGUGGCAUGGGGGUCGAUGGGAGAGGCUGGUGAAGGAUCUGGAUAGGUGUCUGCGUUACUGAGCUGGCUCGGACAGAUUUGUAUAGUUCCAUAUCGUUCGUUGCCUGAUGUAACGUAUUCAAAGAUGAGGUGAAGGUUUUGAGAGUCUAUAUCGCAAGAAACUC
Coniophora puteana RWD-64-598 SS2 is the source of this 913-nucleotide messenger RNA. RefSeq lists its product as uncharacterized. The transcript is spliced from 2 exons. NCBI's taxonomy places the organism in Eukaryota, Fungi, Basidiomycota, Agaricomycetes, Boletales, Coniophoraceae. The coding region runs from base 41 to 811 and encodes 256 amino acids. The record is from RefSeq and is a predicted model, not a curated record.